Molecule: messenger RNA, 1534 nt
Organism: Oncorhynchus kisutch (coho salmon)
Lineage: Eukaryota; Metazoa; Chordata; Actinopteri; Salmoniformes; Salmonidae
Product: metabotropic glutamate receptor 5
Exons: 6
Coding region: 502-1509 (335 amino acids)
Biological process (GO): G protein-coupled receptor signaling pathway
Cellular component (GO): membrane
Molecular function (GO): G protein-coupled receptor activity
Source: RefSeq, a predicted model, not a curated record
UGCGUGAGCAGACAUCGCACCGGCAGAGUUUGUGCGUGACAUGAAGACGAGAAGAGCUCGAGCUGUGGCCUUGGUCGCAAGCAGUCGGUGCGUGUUCUGCCUUUAUCCCGUGGAAAUGAACGAGGUCGCAGAUUGACACGGUAAUGACCAGCCCCUUUACCUGUCUGUUACCCGUUACCAUGGAGACCACCGCUUCACCAUAGAGGAGGAUAUUCCUCAACCAAUCAGAGUGGAGUCCAGUUUCGACCAGAAGGAGUCUAAAGUAUUUCCCAACAUACACAGCUUCUCUCUGGCACUCCUUAUUGGUAACGUGGCAAUGGCCCGUCCUUGACUUCCACAGCAGGAGGAGGAAGUCCACAUUUGUAUUAUUUUUGGCUUGCCACCACUCUUCACAAUGGAGAGGAACUUUACUCUCAUGAAGCAUAGUAGUUCUUGACCAAACUGGACAUCAUCAGGACACAUCAUCAAGACAUUUUCUUUGUUAACAAAUUAACCAAUAAGAUGAUCUGGAUCAUCUUGGCCCUGCCUGUAUGGGCGUGGCGUGGGACUGUUGGCGAUGCCCAGUCUAACGAGCGGCGAGUCGUGGCACACAUCCCCGGUGACAUCAUCAUAGGAGCCCUGUUCUCUGUCCAUCACCAGCCGACAGCGGACAAGGUACACGAACGUAAAUGCGGCUCGGUGCGUGAGCAGUACGGUAUCCAGCGUGUUGAGGCCAUGCUGCACACUCUAGACCGUAUCAACGCUGACCCCCGUAUCCUCCCCAACAUCAGCCUGGGCUGUGAGAUAAGAGACUCCUGCUGGCACUCUGCUGUGGCCCUGGAGCAGAGCAUUGAGUUCAUACGAGACUCCCUGGUGUCCUCCGACGAGGCCGAGGUGGGGGGAGGCAGUGUGUGGGGGGGCGGCGGGGGAGGAGCCGACGGGAGGGGAGGGCCGAGGUGUGCGGACCCCGCUGCAACCCCCAUGCGGGGGAAGAAGCCCAUCGUCGGGCUGAUAGGACCAGGCUCCAGCUCUGUGGCCAUCCAGGUCCAGAACCUCCUACAGCUCUUCAACAUACCCCAGAUCGCCUACUCUGCUACCAGCAUGGACCUCAGUGACAAAAGUUUGUAUAAGUACUUUAUGAGGGUGGUGCCAUCGGAUGCUCAGCAGGCCAGAGCCAUGGUGGACAUUGUCAAGAGAUACAACUGGAGCUACGUCUCUGCCAUCCACACGGAGGGUAACUACGGGGAGAGUGGGAUGGAGGCGUUCAAGGAUAUGGCUGCCAAGGAGGGCAUCUGCAUCGCCCACUCUGGUAAGAUCUGGAGCAACGCAGGGGAGAAGAGUUUUGAUAGGCUGCUGGAGCGUCUCAGAGCCCACCUGCCCAAGGCCAGGGUGGUAGCCUGUUUCUGUGAGGGCAUGACAGUCAGGAACAUCCUCAUGGCCAUGAGACGACAGGGCCUGGUGGGGGAGUUCCUACUGGUCGGCAGGUCAGUGGACACUGGAACUGCAGAGAUACACACAAACACAUACUGAUACGCACACACGACACUGUACACAU